UCUAACCAUGAGAAGAGAAGCAUUGGUGAACAAUGUGCCUGAUGAUAUUCCAAGAGAUCAAUAGGCUUAUUUUGUCAAUUAUCGACUAAAACCGUCUACAGUUGAGCUUUGCAUGAAAAAUAAGGAAAAUCGAAGCAAGAAAACCAUUCCUCACACUUGUGGAUCUAAAUCCAACUCUCGGAGGCGACAUGAGAUGUACUUGGAAACGGGAAAGAAGCCUAGUAGAGGAAUGAUGUACAUUGAAACACAUAAGAGAAAUGAUGAGUCUUUUGUAAAUAACGAGGCAUUAACUAUAGUGGAACAAAUUGAGCUGAAUAUGACACAGUCAAAUGCACAAUUUGAGGUGUCCCCUAAUGAUGUUGUUGGUAAAGUUUUGGGGCCUGAACACUCUGGGAGAGUUCGUUGCAUGGGCAUGGGAGCAGCACCUACGAAUACCUUUAGGAAUGUGAGAAGUCGGCUUAAUGGGAUGACCAUCUCCACUAAUUCAGCUGGAUCUUCUUCGCCUACUACUGCUGUAAUUUUACAGGAAAAGAUCAAUAAUUUAGAGUCUGACUUACAUAAUUCACAGCAAAAGGUUACUAGUCUAGAAUCUAAGUUGCAGCAAUCAUUUGAUAUGAUGAAAGCAUACCUAAUGAUGAAGGAAGGAGGAAUUUCCGAAGCGCUUGUCGGCUUCUUUUCUACCCGAGAGGCUAAUGAUGCUGAAAGCGAGCCUACUACUCCCUUUGAUGCUAGGAGAUCAGUUGGUGAUAGCAACGGACAUCCAAGAAUAAAUAUUUGAGACUUUAUGUAAUUAGAUGAUAUUGAAAUAUUGAAGUUGUUGUUUUAUUUUACUUUUUAAAGAAAAAUAAUAAUAGUUAUGUAGAACAAUACAUAUGCAAUUAU
Arachis duranensis is the source of this 882-nucleotide messenger RNA. RefSeq lists its product as uncharacterized. The record is from RefSeq and is a predicted model, not a curated record. Lineage: Eukaryota; Viridiplantae; Streptophyta; Magnoliopsida; Fabales; Fabaceae. The transcript has 5 exons. Bases 113 to 778 code for a protein of 221 amino acids.